This is a messenger RNA of Anisakis simplex (herring worm), 222 nucleotides long. The record is from the annotation of a GenBank genome assembly. Lineage: Eukaryota; Metazoa; Nematoda; Chromadorea; Rhabditida; Anisakidae.
AUGGAGAAAAUACAGGAAGUCGACCAAAAUUAUUAUGAUUUGGAUGAUAUUAUUGCAUCUACUUCGAAUAUUCAAAUGUCAUUCAAUAGGCAUACAUCUAAAGAAAUAUUCCCUUUACUUGGCUACAAAGCACCAGAAACGAUCAGUGAAAGGACUUUCAAAGUUGAAUUGCCAUUGUUCAUGGCACAGCCACUACGUCAACGUUAUCCGGUAUUCCCUUAA